This is a messenger RNA of Thlaspi arvense, 3450 nucleotides long. Lineage: Eukaryota; Viridiplantae; Streptophyta; Magnoliopsida; Brassicales; Brassicaceae. The record is from the annotation of a GenBank genome assembly.
AACAAUUUUUUCAUCUUCUUCUGGUUACUUCUCUCAAUCUCGAACAUGGCGAUUCCUGCGGCUCUUGUAUUUAUCCCUGUUGGUGUCCUCUUCUUGGUCUCAGGCCUUAUCGUCAAUCUCAUUCAGCUUGUGUUCUUCAUCAUUGUUCGUCCAUUCUCAAGAAGUUUAUAUAGAAGAAUCAACAAAACCGUUGCGGAGUUACUUUGGUUGCAGCUCAUAUGGCUGAUUGAUUGGUGGGCUUGUAUAAAGAUCAAUUUAUACGCUGAUGCAGAGACUCUAGAAUUAAUUGGGAAAGAACAUGCACUUGUUUUAUGCAAUCAUCGAAGUGACAUUGAUUGGCUUAUUGGAUGGGUCAUGGCUCAGCGUGCAGGUUGUCUAGGAAGCUCUUUAGCCAUCAUGAAAAAAGAAGUCAAAUAUCUUCCAAUCAUAGGUUGGUCGAUGUGGUUCUCUGACUACAUUUUCUUGGACAAAAGCUGGUCUAGGGAUGAGAAUACCCUCAAGGAAGGUUUUAAACGACUUGAGGACUUUCCUAUGACAUUCUGGUUGGCUCUUUUCGUUGAAGAACUCAAAAAGCUUGAAGCUGCUCAAGAUUACGCCUCUAGCAGAAGCUUACCGUCUCCUCGAAAUGUCUUGAUUCCUCGUACAAAGGGAUUUGUUUCUGCGGUGUCUCACAUACGAUCGUUUGUCCCUGCGAUUUAUGAUUGUACCUUCACCGUUCAAAACAAUCAGCCUACACCAACUCUGCUUAGGAUGUUUAGUGGACAAUCAUCUGAGGUGAAUUUGCAGAUGAGACGUCACAAAAUGACUGAGUUACCAGAAACUGAUGACGGUAUUGCACAAUGGUGCCAAGAUUUGUUCAUCACAAAGGAUGCACAACUUGAGAAAUACUUCACAAAAGAUGUGUUCAGUGACUUGGAAGUUCAGCAAAUCAAGCGGCCAAUCAAACCAUUGAUCGUGGUCAUAAUCUGGUUAUGUCUGCUUAUAUGCGGUGGUUUCAAGCUAAUUCAAUGGCUCUCUGUAGUAGCCUCGUGGAAGAUCAUCUGUUUGUUUGUGUUCUUCUUGGUGAUUGCAACUAUAACAAUGCAAAUGCUGAUUCAGUCCUCUGAGUCGCAACGUUCAACUCCAGCCAAGAAACAUCUACAAGAACAGCUUAUCUCUGCAUAAAGGACAAGAGAAAACUCAAAAAGAUUUCACAUUGUCUUGUUCCUUUACUCAAAACAAAACCUGUAAUUAUAUUGUUUAUGUCUUGUUUCAUCAUUUUUAGUCUUGUCUAUUCAAACAAUAAUUGUAACAUGCAUUGUCGAAAUUUAUCAGUUACAUCCAAGUACAAUAUCAUUAUCAUGUCCGAAGACAGUAGUACACUCAACGAGCUCCAGAUGUUUUGUAAGACAAUGUAAGCAACCAUAGAUCUUCUCAUAUCCAGGUCUCGAUUUAUCCCUAACAAUGAACUCAGAGACAACUCCGUUGACCUCAAUGGAACUACAACCAGGAAUCUUCUCCACGCCUCUCUCAUUCAUCAUCUUCCUCGCUCUCCUUGCAUCUUCCCACAUAUUAGCCUCUUUAUACAUCCCAUCCAUCAACACAUAGGUCCCGCUAUCGCCGGAAUCAAGUUCUAAAAGCUUCUUAGUCGCUUUCUCCCCCAACUCAACGUUACCGUGCAUCCUGCAACCGAAUAACAAAGCUCCCCAAACCGCAGCGUCUGCCUCCAUUGGCAUACUUUCCAUGAGCCUCUCUGCUUCUUCUAGUAGCCCGGCUCUUCCUAGAAGGUCUACCACAAUAGAGUAAUGUUUCAACUGGGGAUUUAGGUUGAAUCUAGACUUCAUCUGAGAGAAGUAAUCAAGUCCCGUUUGGAUCAUCCCUGCGUGGCAACAAGCUGAUAGUACUCCUAUGAAAGUUAUCUCAUCUGGAGUUAACCCUGCAUCAAUCAUUUCGUUGAAGUAUGAUAUAGCCGCGGACGCAUCUCCGUUAUGUGCCAAGCCUCCGAUUAUCGCUGUGUAUGUAAGCGAGUUUCUUGUUUGAAUCCCAUGGAAAACACUGCGAGCUUCUGAGAUGUUCCCACAUUUAGCGUACAUGUCGACCAAUGAAGUCCCUACCGCAACGUUGAGGCUAAGACUAUGUUUCUCGAUGUAACGAUGGAUCCAGAUGCCUACAUCAAGAGCACCGAGCUGAGAACACGCAGAGAGGCAAUGGAUCAUUGUGAUCUCGUCGGGCUUCGUGCUGCUCGUUUGCAUCUCUUGGAACAAUGCCAAAGCGUCUUGACCACGGUUGGCUUGGACUGAUCCACCGAUCAUAGCGUUCCACAGCACAACAUCUUUCUCUUCCAUAUCAUCGAAGAGCUUCCUUGAAACAUCGAGCAAGCCGCAUCGAGCAUACCCUGAAAUCAUCGUCGUCCACGACACGAUUGUUCUCUUCUCCAAGUUAUCAAAUAUCCUUCGAGCCUCGUGAACAUCUCCGCAUUUUGAGAACAUAUCCAUCAGAGCGUUAGCAAGAGGAACAGUAACUCUCAGUCCAUUUGCUUUUAUGUAUUCAUAAAACUCUUUCCCAAGAUUCAAACUUCCCAACACUGCACAUGAAGAAACCAAUCCAAUCAUAGUCACGUCAUCAGGCUUAACACCUUCAGAUUCCAUCUGCUUAUAAACCUGUAUCGCCUUCUCCGCUUGACCAAUCUUCUUAUAGCCGUUGAUCAAAGAGUUCCAAGAAACCAAGUCUCUCACGGGACUUUCAUCGAACACUUUCCUCGCAUUCUCCAUCUCACCGCAAGAAGCAAACAUAUGAAUCGAAGCAUUAUGCACAUGAGUAACCAGUUCCAGUCUCAGCUUAAGAACAUGCCCAAGAAUCAUCUGACCUAAUCUAUUCAACGCAAGAUCGGCACAAACCUUGAACAGAACAGGGUAAGUGAAAUGAUCUGGCCUUGACUCACAAUGUCUAAGCAUCUGCUUGUAGAUCAAAACCGCUUCUUUAGGAUUCUCGCUCACGGAGAAUCCUCUAAUCGUUACGUUCCAAGAGAAUGCGUUAGGGUUCUCAACGCCUCUCAGAAUCUUCACACAGUAAUCUAGAUACCGAGAUUCCGAUAAGGCGCAGAAGGCGAUUAGCCGGCUUGAGGCGAACGCAUCGAGAAUCAUGCCGGUGAUUAUCAUCUGAGAUUGAAUCUGCUUCAAAUGGAACAACGAGUUGCAUUUUUCGAGCAAGGAAAGAAGAGGAUUGUGGAGAACGAAGCUGUGCGUUGAGUUCCAGCUGAUGGGUUUGUCUCUGUGAUGAGGAAGGGAACGAUUUCGACGCUGAGAGUGAGAAUACAACGAGCGGUUGAGUUUGGGUAUCAGCGGAAGAAGAAGCUUUGCUUUACGCACAUUCGAUAUGUUCAUCGGACGUUGAUUGUCGUCGGCGAAGUCGCCGGGAGAAAAAGACGUCUUCUUCUCUCAGAGAUAACUCUUAUUAAUUGGGCUACAGGCC